Messenger RNA from Alternaria ventricosa, 1875 nucleotides. RefSeq lists its product as uncharacterized. The transcript has 2 exons. The record is from RefSeq and is a predicted model, not a curated record. The coding region runs from base 1 to 1875 and encodes 624 amino acids. Lineage: Eukaryota; Fungi; Ascomycota; Dothideomycetes; Pleosporales; Pleosporaceae.
AUGCCUCCCAAAAAGGGGGGUCAAGAGAAUGGAGGGGACGAAAAGGGAAAAAGAGACGGAAAGAAGUCUGAUAACAUCAAGUUCAACGGCAUCAACAUGGCCAAGCUCAAAAGCGAUCUGGGGGGAGCAAGAACAAACCAGGAGACGGUGAGAAAGCAGAUUGAAGAGUUGUUGCCGCAGUAUCUUGGAUUGUCCGCAGGCGAACGCGCUGGGUUUCUAAAGAAUAAGGGCAAGGUAUUCAAAAAGCUGACCAGGAACAACGCCGCAGCUCGCUUGACUAGAUUGCAAUCAGAACUUGAGGACUUCCUAUAUUAUCAGAACACGGUAAACAGACGGUUGAGGUUUAAUCCGGACCGACCAACAGCUGUGCAGAAAGAGGAUGGACGCAGACUCAACAUGCCACCAAUGCUGAUAAGUUCGCAUGGAGACGACCCUCGAAAGGUCCAGUACCUUCGUAACAUGCUGGAAUACUAUGACCGGAGAGAGGUUGGAACGGGACUGUCCAGGUACCGUGAAGCGAACAUCGAAACUGGAGAGGUAGACGACGGGACUGGCGCGCCGCCAAUUCUGGUGGAACCUGAAGACCUUCAUCUUAUUACUCCGAUGUGGAGACGUGCACCUGGAGGGCUUCGAGAAGAGGAAGAACGUCUAGCCCUGGAGCAAGCCGCACGAGACCCGAUACAAUUUCGGGUGAAUGAAGAAGCUAUAGAGGCUCGUCGCGCAGAGUUCGAGAAUAUCGUCGACGACGAUGCAGACCUAGAGUACAGGACGCACACGGAAAGACGUGCGGCCGAGCUUGGGGUUUACGCAGACACCAGACCGAGUACGGCCAAUGUAUUAGUCGAGACUAACGCGGAGGGCGGCCAAGUCGACGAAGACAGGUUUCGCGGAAUCCAGACAGCGUCAGGAGUCUUCGUUGCCGCACGAGAAUCAUCCCAUGAUUGGCUUACAUCGUACGACUGCUUGGGAUUGGUGAAGAUCUGUGGUAUUCCAGAGCACUUCGAGACCAGUGCUGUCCGCGAUGAAGAUCAGUUCUAUGAUUCGCCUGACGAAGACGAGGAUUUCGAUGCGCCGUUUGACCCGCCCAGUGAUGAGAUGGAAGGCGGUAACGAUGGGGAACAUGAAGAGGGUGUUGGGCCAGCGAAUGACGGUGCUAAUGAGGAUCUCGAAGACGACGAAGGCGAUGAUCUGCCCGUUGAUGGAGAUGGCGAAGCCCCUCAGGCCACAGACAUGAGCGCAGAGGAGCCUGAUGAUACUGGUCGGCAGCUGAGAAAUGGGAAACAGCUAAGCAGCUCACCGAUGCCAAAGGCGAAGCGGGUGAGAAGCAAGACAGGUGGUGCUCAAGCUGUCACAGUGAGUCAGGGCGCCGGCAAUGAUGCAGGGCCAGCGAAAGGUUCAAAGAAGAAAGGCGCGAGCAAGCCUGCUCCUGGGAACGGUACGAAGGGGCCCACAGAGGACGAAAGCCGGAGAAGGGUCACAGCUAGCAUCGACUAUCCAUACAACAAGCGGGAGUUCUGUCUGCCGAAGAAAACUCGUUGGGUCGAGGACGGCCGGCUACUGUCAACGGUGUGGGCGGAGGCAACAGAUGAAGAGGCUCAGCAUAAAAAGAUCAAGUGGAACAUGGACCCAGACCUAACGGACAGCGGCGACGAGUACGACGAGGGCGACGAGGGUGAAUCCGACGACGAAGGUGAUCUUUUCCGCAUAUCGUACGAGCGAGGUUCCUUUCCCAACGGCCGGCCUGCGCCUGUUAUACCACCGACGAUGGCCCCGGGACCUACCGCUCCGGACGAUAUAGCUACAGCAAGUGCUGCUACUGAAGCUGUCGCACCUGCAGAGGAUGAUGAAGUGGGUGCUGGUGCAGAAGAUCUCUGA